Messenger RNA from Patiria miniata (bat star), 1241 nucleotides. RefSeq names its product adenosine receptor A2b-like. The transcript has 2 exons. The record is from RefSeq and is a predicted model, not a curated record. Bases 65 to 985 code for a protein of 306 amino acids. Lineage: Eukaryota; Metazoa; Echinodermata; Asteroidea; Valvatida; Asterinidae. Gene Ontology annotation, molecular function: G protein-coupled receptor activity. Gene Ontology annotation, biological process: G protein-coupled receptor signaling pathway. Gene Ontology annotation, cellular component: membrane.
AGAUCGCAAAGCAUCUGGAAUUCCGCCCUCCAUUUAUGUACCAGAGUGUAGAGUAUCUGAAAAAAUGGCCGUAAAUCCCCGCACGAUGAUCGACGUGCUGCAGUAUUGUAUAAGUGGCGUCUGUUCACUGGCUAUGCUCGAAAAUCUCCUAGCGAUUGCAGUGUUUGCUGGGACCAAAAAGCUCCGCAUCAAGUAUUACGCCUUCGUGUUCAACCUGGCGCUGGCCGACUUGAUCUUCUCCGUCUUAUCCAUAUCAUAUCCUUGGCAGCCGACAAAAGACGUUUUCAACGGCCUUGUCACCGGAGCUUACAUAGUCUCCAUUUUGACUAUUCUGGCCGUUGCGGUCAAUCGUUAUCUGACCCUGUCCCUCAUGCCACCGGCUCGCUACGAUUCACUGGUGACUAUGUAUCGCUUGAUUGGGGUUUGUAUCAUUUUGUGGUGUUCAAGUCUCGUGUAUGGCUUGGUGAUUUAUAACGCUGUCCCAAGAUGGGUUUUGUAUGGGGUACACGAAUUUGGAGGCUCAUUGGCAGGGUGCAUCGUGUGGCUUAUCACCGCUCUUGUUUAUUACUUGGCUUUCCGUAAGAUCAAGCAUUACACUCCACCUCUUGCAUCCGCGGCAGGCAUCAGUGCCAACGAGGAGCGAGAUCAAACCCGAGUCCAGCAGACUCGUCGUUUAUUGGUCAUGUUUGUUCUCAUUCUGGUGGUGUCAUUUGUUUCUUGGGCUCCUGCUUUCGCGCUGAGGAUGUAUGUAUUUUUUAAUCCCUCUCUAAUGCAGGAUGGAGUCUUCGUGGCGUGGGUUUGGGGGACUUACUUGCUGUAUACUCUCUCUACCUUGAUCAAUCCGUUGAUAUACUUGUGGCGAUUGGAUGGUUUCAGGGAGGGUUUUUAUGCCAUGUUCUGUCGUUGUGUCAUUAAGGCAAAACCUAACCAAAUUGAAGCUGACCUGACUACUGAUGCAAAUACCCUUGCUGAGACUGGUUUGUAAAAGUAGAGGUUCAGUAUCACGGGAGGACUUUCAGAAUUUUAGUGCAAGUCCAACUUUGAGACAUCUUUCAGUUACAGCACAGAAGCAACCUAUUUUGUCUUCCAAGCUUUUCAUCCGUUAACCUAAGUUUUGCUUUACGCUAAAUUUUGAAGAAGACAAAACUAGGACAAAACAGUAGUAACGGGAAUUUUGCGUCAGAAAUUUGUGAUAACAAAUUGUAUAUUAUUACAAAGCGAGUAUAAUACAAUGUUUACUA